Messenger RNA from Iphiclides podalirius (scarce swallowtail), 204 nucleotides. Lineage: Eukaryota; Metazoa; Arthropoda; Insecta; Lepidoptera; Papilionidae. The record is from the annotation of a GenBank genome assembly.
AUGCUUCGCACGCUCCGCGCAUCACACACACUGGCAACACAACGUUCGGGCGUGGAUGCUGCUCCGGGGACGUUGGGCCUGCGACUGGCGGCCGCGGCGGAGCGCCGGGGCGCCCUAUCGCUGGGUGGGGCGAAGCCGCCGCCGCAGAUAAGCCCCGGCCAAUGGCGCGCCUCCGAAGCCCGCCUCCGCCCGCCCCGCUGCGCC